AUGGGGUAUUGUGGCUUGUUUCUGCUGUCAUGUCUUGUAUGGAGUUUUCUCAUUAUUGGCACUCAUCAAUUACAAUCCUCACAAACACAAGUGCUUCGUCAGCUAAGGAAGCAUUUAGAGUACCCAAGUCAACUAGAAAUUUGGAAUAAUCAUGGAAUGGAUUUAUGCUAUUUAUCUCCAUCCGCGCAAGUAAAUAUGACAUGCCAGGACAAUGUUGUUACUGAGCUUAGAAUUGUGGGAGACAAGCCAGCCAAGGCCAAUAACUUUGUGGCAUUUUCAAUUCCAAAUCAAACUUUAUCAGGGAGCUUCUCUAUGGAUUCUUUUGUGACCACUCUUGCAAGACUAACCAGCUUGAGAGUUCUUAGUCUUGUGUCUGUGGGCAUUUGGGGCCCCCUUCCAGGCAAAAUUCACAGGUUGUCUUCACUUGAAUAUUUGGAUUUGAGUUCAAAUGGUCUCUUUGGUUCCAUUCCUCCUAAGAUUUCUACAAUGGUGAAACUUCAAACUCUUAACCUGGAUGACAAUUUCUUCAAUGGCACAGUCCCGAAUUCGUUCGAAUCAUUGUCUAAUCUGACAAUUCUAAGCCUAAGGAACAACCAGUUGAAAGGUCCAUUUCCAUCUUCUAUUCAGAGAAUAACCACUCUUACUGAUCUUAUUUUGUCUGGCAAUGAUAUAUCCGGGAAGUUACCGAAUCUCGACAGGUUAAGUAAGCUGAAUGUGCUAGAUUUGAGUGGAAACAGUUUAGAUUCUGAUCUACCUUCAAUGCCUAAAGGGUUGAUCAUGGUUUUCGUGAGCAACAACUCCUUGUCAGGUGAGAUUCCAAGGCAAUAUAGCCAGCUAAGUCAGCUUCAGCAUUUUGAUAUGUCAUUCAAUGAACUAAGUGGGAAAAUUCCUGCUUCCCUACUCUCAUUACCCAACAUCAGCUACUUGAAUUUGGCAUCAAAUAUGUUGAGUGGUUCGCUUCCAGACCAUCUAAACUGUGGAAGCAAACUUCAGUUUGUCGAUGUAUCUAAUAACAGGUUAACUGGUGGAUUGCCUUAUUGUUUGAGUACUGAAUCAGGAAAUAGAGUGGUAAAGUUUGGUGGAAAUUGCUUAUCUGUUGAUUUACAUAAUCAGCAUGCAGAAUCAUCUUGUAUAGAUGUUCCUGUAAAAAGGAGACAGUCUGGAGCCAAAAAUAUUAUAAUAUUAGUUGGUUUGAUUGCUGGUAUACUUGUCGUUAUAGCUCUUCUGGCUUUUUGCCUUCUCAUGGUGUGCAAGAGGUAUUGCUCACAAGGGAUAUCGGAGCAGCAUUUGUUGCACAAAGCAGCACAAGAGAAAUCAGCGGCAGGAUUCUCCUCUGAGAUCCUCUCUAAUGCAAGGUUUAUUUCAGAAGCUGCGAAAUUGGGUAUACAAGGUCUCCCACCAUGCCGGUCAUUUACAAUAGCAGAGUUAAAGGAAGCAACAAACAACUUUAAUAACUCUGCCAUUUUGGGCGAUGGUUCUUACGGGAAGCUUUACAAAGGAACAUUAGAGAAUGGAACCCAGGUUGCUAUAAGGUGCGUACCUUCAUCAAAGAAAUUUUCGAUGCGAAAUCUUAAACUCAGGCUGGAUUUGCUUGCAAAGCUUCGCCACCCACAUCUGGUUUGCCUUUUGGGGCACUGCAUUGAUGGUGGGGGACGAGAUGAUUACAGAGUGAACAAAGUUUUCCUUGUAUAUGAAUAUGUUUCCAACGGCAACUUCAGAGCUCAUCUCUCUGAGGACAAUCCUGGAAAGGUUCUAAAUUGGUCAGAGAGAUUGGCAGUGCUAAUUAGUGUUGCAAAGGCUAUUCACUUUUUGCAUACCGGAGUUAUUCCUGGUUUCUUUAACAAUCGAUUGAAGGCAAAUAAUAUCCUGCUUAAUGAGUAUGGGAUAGCAAAAUUGAGUGACUAUGGGCUUUCCAUCAUCUCUGAAGCAACUGGAAAUUCUGGGGAAAUUGGAGAAGGCCCUAAAUCAUGGCAAAUGGCAAGAUUAGAGGAUGAUGUUUGUAGCUUUGGCUUCAUACUACUCGAAUCACUCGUUGGCCCUUCAGUAUCGGCCAAAAGAGACAUGCUGCUUCUUGAUGAAUUGGCAUCUUGUGACAGCCAAGAGGGACGUCAAAAAUUGUUAAGCCCAAUCGUGCUGGCCACAUGCUCACAAGAAUCUUUAUCAAUUGUGAUCACCAUAACAAACAAAUGCAUUUGUUCAGAAUCAUGGAGUCGUCCGUCAUUUGAGGACAUUCUUUGGAACUUGCAAGAUGGGUAUCAUGGGUUGAAAGCUGAUGUAUACUGCCCUCAUAUGCCUCAUGGCAAACAAUUAGCCGAUUAUCCAAGAGCUGUACUAUCUGUGGCUUUACAACAAUUGAGCUCUGCUAAAUUUAACAAUUAUGAGAUUCAUGGGGGCAUAUGUUCAGAUGGAGAUCGACUGUCCAUAGCACAGCUAUUGGAUAAUACUCUGCUUAUCUCCCCUAGGGUUUCAUUCUAUAGUUGGGGCGGGAAUGCUCUUUUCUAG
Messenger RNA from Dovyalis caffra, 2502 nucleotides. The record is from the annotation of a GenBank genome assembly. NCBI's taxonomy places the organism in Eukaryota, Viridiplantae, Streptophyta, Magnoliopsida, Malpighiales, Salicaceae.